This is a messenger RNA of Chiloscyllium plagiosum (whitespotted bambooshark), 3136 nucleotides long. RefSeq names its product transmembrane protein 125. The record is from RefSeq and is a predicted model, not a curated record. NCBI's taxonomy places the organism in Eukaryota, Metazoa, Chordata, Chondrichthyes, Orectolobiformes, Hemiscylliidae.
AUCCAGCUGCACAGUUACUACAGAAAGGGUUUGUUUGAUGCAUAAAGAUGAUAUUCACAGGCCAGUGAUCAGGGGUAAAGUAGAAUGUGAAAACCAACUAAAGCUCAUAGCAGCUCAUAGUCUACAUUUUGUUUAAUUUUAGAAGUAACAUUAUAUUACUAUGAGGUAUAUUGUCCACUAUGUUUCUUUAUUACAGGAAAAAAAAUAUAAUUGCUUAAGAUAUUCGGCAGUACUCCACCUGAGAUUCAGUAACAAUUUUAUAUAAAUAGUUACUGUUGGAAAUAUUUGUAUUUGGGCAUAUAUCGUUGUGGUUCUGGGAUUUUAAACAAUAAUGGAUUAUAACAUUCGACGUGCUUCCUGCACUUUCACUUUAAAUCGAAAUUGCAGGUGAAAGGUUGUUGGUGAAAGGUGAAAGUUGGGGCACACAUUCGUCCAGGAAGUUUCAGAAAGAGCAAGUUGCCCAGUGGCGAUUACCUGCACAAGGAGCUGUGCGUUCCUGGGAGUUGUUGGAGAAGCCUCGCUGGAAAUUGUCUAAAAACAGGUAAUCGAAAGCUGUCUUUUUUUUUGGUUGGAUGUAGAGAGGGGCGGAGUCAGGACCUGUUGACUGGAGAUUUACCUGAAGGAAGGGAACAGGCACAAACUCCUGGCGCAUAUAGACCACUAUGGUGAUAAUGACCGAUGGACUUACUCUGGACGGUGAUCGUUUACCAACCGGCCACUCUCCAGAAUGAACGCUUUACGGGGAUGAAUUACCUGCUUCGAGACCGGAGUAACUGAUCUGACAGAAAAGCUGGAAAUUAAACACCUUAACCUGUGAGAGGCUGCAAAUGAUCGGGGUACUGUAUAAUAGGAAGCAUAUCCACUCCAAACUGUAACUGAUUACAGCAGAACGAACGUCCGAGGCUCAAGAACAAAGAGACUGACAUUUAAUUCUGAUGAUAAACCUCAAUUGCCCCGUGGAACUGGAGUGAGUACUGUACAUUUAAGUCUGUACCUGACACGUAUAAAUUACAUCCCUGAGUGAGACCGUUCUUUUGCUGCACAUCAGGGUUGGAUAGAACUGGCUGUUUGAUAGUUAACUUCACAUAAGAUAUUAACCCUAUACUGAGACUUGCAGCCAUACAGCUAUUUUGUGAUUGUUAAAUCUGCGAUAGAUUUGACCCUAGGGGCAGCAUUGGACUACUGAAGAGACGUCGAACAGCUUCAGUCAACAACCUGGGAGUUUGAUUUCAUCCAGUGUUUCUUCUGGGAAACUUCUAGACUCAGAAAAUCAGCUUUCUUGAACUGCACUGUGAGAGACUUUAAACAAACAACGGCAGUAUUGAAAGAAGCAAAGCAGAGAUAGACAUUCAAGGAAACGUGCUGUAUUGCCACUGGUUGACCUGAGAGGAUAACGUUUGGUCAUUCGACAGUGAAAUCCUGCGCUUUACAAUAUCAAGCACCUUUGGCUACCAAAGCAACGAAUAAUAGUUUCAGAUCUCCAGCAUCCACAACUCAUUAUGUUUAAAUAAUAGUUGAACCAUGCGUCCAGGACUGUUUUAUUCUGAGCUCCUGAGGAACGCCUGAGGACCCUGUAUGUGAAAGAUUACACUGAAAUCCUUCCAUGUUAUAAUUGAAAUUUAGAAUAUCUACAGCAAAUUGAAGACUUUACCUGAGUGUAAAGUAUGAAAUUCCUGAGAUUUAUGCCUUGGUAAAUCUAUCAUGUAAAAAAUACCAGCUUACGUGUCUUAACUAUGUGCAUCUAGGCAGCAUUGAAGGUUUCUGGUGUAGGAUUAAUCUUUGUACAGGAUUCUUGGAGUUUUUUUUGCAUAUUUAAUAACUUAUAUUGAGCUUGAUUCCUUUUUUUUCUUAUGGCUGUUGGUGGGACAAUUUUACCAAAUGCCUGAGCUUUCUGAGAUCAUGUCUGGCAAUUUCCCAGCAAGUCGUUCCCGGAUCCAGCAGAGUAUCCUCGAGGAUCAGGUGGAAUUAUGGUGGUUCCAAGAUCUUAAAAGAUCGAUCCUGUGCUAUUCUGUGGCUGUGAUCUUGAUCCUAGGAACUGGGUUGGGAGGAAUUGUUCUAUUAUCUACAGCUACCAGUAAAUCGAGUGAAUGGAGGCUGGGAGUGGGAACUGUCCUGUGUCUUUUAGCUCUCUGCAUUCUUUUAAAACAACUGAUGAGCUCUGCCAUCCAGGACAUGAAUUGCAUGAGGAGCCGAUCCCAGAUUGACAAGUUAAGGAGUGGAGGCUUAAUUGAUUAUUUGAUUAUUUUAGUUGCUGGAUUAAUAAUACUAAUCUGUGGCCAUGCAUUGAUAAUCCUGGCACAUUCUGAUCCUUAUCCUUCGGGUAGAUCCUGGAGUGACAUGUUAAUUGCAGGUGUUGCCAUUACAUUAGCUGGAUACAUUAUCCUCCUCUCACUCCUGGUCUACAGUUUAAUCUUCAAAUUCUGCCCCCAUAUAGCAUCCAGCUCCUCGAACAGAGGGGUCCCAAGUGUUUACAUGAUAUCAUCAGGCAAUGUAGAGGGGAGGCCAAGGGAAUUUUCCUCCAGUACAGCCAACCUAAUAUAAAACCCGAACUGACUGACUUCAGCAGGAGUCCCUCUUACUUUGAGAUGACUAAUCAGGCUGGGCUUGUUUGGUGCACAGUUUAUGGUGAAAACAGAAGAAACUCACAGGUUAACUGCACAAAACAGUCCUUAACAAUAGUAAUUAAUGCAGGCCAGUAUAGAUUGUGAUUCAUUGGAGUCUAAUUUGUAACACAGAUUUAUAAAUCUUCACAUUUAGCAAUUAUUAUUAGCUGAACAGGUAAAAUUAGAAUUAAAUUAACGUGAAAGCUGAGUUGUGAAGGUUUUGAUAUCUGCAGAUGUACGUAUUAACUCGUUGGUGAAUGAAUAGCUAUUGCACAUUAUUGUUACCUCACAACUGUAGCUGUCAUGAGUGGUACUCACACAUUGCAAAAGCACUUUACAGAGUGAAUCAAGACUAAUGGAAACACAAGUACAUUUUUCUAUAACUGUCAGUAACAUCAGUCAUGAUUUUACUGUUGAUAAUAAAUGCAAUUGUUAAAUAUUUAAGAGUGGAAUGAGUCUGUCUCUUCUUCUAGUAACUUGUGAAUUUCUGACAUCUAAUCUGCUUGACCUGGUAUAACCACAUUCACUUUAUG